This is a messenger RNA of Polyodon spathula (Mississippi paddlefish), 3586 nucleotides long. Its product is annotated as PWWP domain-containing DNA repair factor 3A-like. The transcript is spliced from 12 exons. NCBI's taxonomy places the organism in Eukaryota, Metazoa, Chordata, Actinopteri, Acipenseriformes, Polyodontidae. The record is from RefSeq and is a predicted model, not a curated record. Bases 398 to 2311 code for a protein of 637 amino acids.
AAACAAUGGUUAAUGUUUGCUUUUUAUUUGCAUUCCAGAUCAAAAACUGGAAGCCAGCCAACCUGACCAUGUAAGAGAGUUGCUGUACAGGAAAGCUCUCCGCCUAGCGCUGAAUGUUUUAUCCGAAAACGCAUCCUGCCCCUCUCCGAUCAGCUCUGGGAAGAGAAAACGAGGAAGAACAAAACAACCAACUGCUACCGGCCUCUUAAAACCAAAAUGUGACAACAAAACAGAAGACUCUGAAGGCUGGCUACAGCACUGUGAAGCAGUGACACCAGAAAAGAGGGGGAAACCAAAAAAGGUCAAAGGUCCCAAUGACUUGACAACAGAACUAAAAACCACAAGUAAUUUGAAAGUGGAAAGAGGGAUUCCAAGGGGAAGGAGAUGUUCCCCAGCAAUGCCCCCUGGUGGGAGUGGCACUCUACAGCACUGUGAAGCUGUGACACCAAGAAAGAGGGGCCGGCCGAAGAAGGUCAAGGACCCCAAUGACUUGACAACAGAACUAAAAACCACAAGUAGCUUGAAAGAGGAAAGAGGCAUUCCAAGGGGCAGGAGUGAGCCAGACACCAAAGAUGUUACCCAGACCCCUCCGGAGACACUAAGCCCAUGUGCACCAAGAGUAAAAACCAUAUCGUCAAAGAACAAGAACAGCAAGAGGAACUGUUUGCUUGGCUCUCCCCUGACAGACUCCGGAGGAACAGAGCUGGACUUGACUCGUGGUUUUCACCCUCCCAUUCACAAUUCCACGCCAGACAGCCUCUUGAGAACAGAUUUGGGAUGCAGUGCGAUUGGAAGCCCUGGGAAGUCUCCGCAGGGAACGCCCAAGAGGAGAGUGGGAAGGCCGCCGUCUAGACACUUACGGAAGCUUUCCUGGGAGUGUUGCGGUCCAAAGCACCUGCAGUUCAAGUGUGAACAAGGACAAGCCUCCAGAAUAAGCAGGAGGAGGCAGGAGACGGGUCAGGUGACCAGUGCUGGCUCGAAGGCACAGCGUGGGGCGCUUGAGAAGGACCGUGGCGCUGUGGGCAUGGUUCUGGAGCAGCCCCCAGUGGUAAGUCCACGCAGAUGGGACAGGAGCUGCCCGGACCUAGCUGUAAACUCCGAGAGAGGAAAGGGUCGGACCCUCAACCCACAAGCACUGCAGAAGGAAGCAGACCUUACAGAGGAGCCGCCACGCCGCACGGUCACGUUUGAGCUGCCGCAGUUCGAACUGGAAGAAAAUGGGAGGGAGUCGCUGUCCUCGGACCUAUCCAUAGAGAUGAGUUUACUGAACGAGUCCACACUGGAGAGCUCCCUGCAGGAGGAGGAGGAGGAGGAGGAGGACGAGCUGGAGUUGCCUAGCUUCAUGAAGGACAGGGAGCCGUGUUCCAUAACAGAAGGAAUGUGUGUGUGGUGUAAGUUCCAGAAGUACCCCUUCUGGCCAGCGCUGGUAAAAAGUGUGAACCACAAGAAUAAGAAGGCAAGCAUUAUCUUCGUGGACUAUUUACUGUUGGAAAAGAACAAGUUUCGAAAGGGUAUGAGUGUGUCUUUAAGAACCCUGAAACCCUUUGAUUGUGAACAGAGGGAGCAGUAUAUAACAGCGGCUCGAGAAACCUAUCACUGUGCCAUUGACUGGUGUGUGGCGUUGAUUGACGACUACAGCAUUCGAAAAGCUUGUGGUUCCUUCUCCGGCUCUCUUGUGGAAUACUGUGUGGACGAUAUCAGCUACCCAGUCAGAAGGGAGUUCCUCCAGGGCCCCUCCAGAAUGACGUUCCCCAGUAACCUGCUGAUGCUGGAAAAGGACAACCUGGACUGCCAGACUGACAGCCCCCACUGCCGCCGAGCCGCCUUCAAGAAGCUGCUGCCCGACCGCUCUCGCGCGGCCCGGGACAAGGCCAACGAGAAGCUGGUGCAGUACAUCGUGAAGACCCGUGGCGUGGAGAAGCACCUGCAGGAGAUCAUCGCGGGCAGGAAGCCGUCGCACUGGCUGGAGGAGUUCCUGCUUCGCAGUCGCUUCAUCAAGUGGGUGGACACCUACCUGGAGGACGACGGCCAGCUGGAGGUGCUGGUGAACUACCUGCAGUCCGUCUGCAAGAGCGUGCAGAACACACAGCUCUCAGUCGAGCUGGACCGCACCCGCUUCAUACUGGACGUGCUGCUGCCAGAGGCUGUGAUCAGAGCUAUCGCUGCUGUUGACAAGAUCUCGCUGGAGAAGGCCGAGGAGAAGUACAUGAAGGGCCCUGUCUUCAGUGAACGGGAAAUAGAAGAAUUCAACAGGCAGAUUGAGAAGGAUGUCAAGAUGAAGACCCGAUCGCUUGGCGUCCAGCAACACUAGUCAGACCGCAGGGAACGGAGGAGUUUACACAGAGUGCCAUUCUCUUACUGACCUCUGUCUGCUUGGGAGACUGAGGACCGAGCACCACCCUUCAUGCACAAGGGACCCUGUCCCGACACCUGGGAUUAUUCUGUCAAAGUAUUCAUUCCUAAUAAUGGGAGGGGGUCUCGUUCAAAUUGUAUUGCUCUUACCAGAAUUCUACACACCUGGUUAACUGUAGACUUUUUAUUCCACCUUUUUAUUCUGUUGGUUUGCGUAAAAUUAUGAACAGCAUUAAUGAGCCCUAAACCUUCCCAGAAUCCUUCUGAAUAAUGACAUUGUAGUGCAGCCAAGAGUUUAACGCUAAAUAUACACACAAUACAAUCGAGUUUGAGAGAGUAGUGUUGAACUAGACACAGCUCAGUAUCAGUGCUCUGCAGUUGUUAUAGCUGGAACGAGUCCAGGCAAGCCCGCAUUUCAGAUAUUUGUUGUGUACUUCAUCCCCCGCGACGGGGAGGCGGUGGUACGUUGAUACGCACGUGUCACACUUGACCGGUUUUUUGACAUAUCUGAAAAGGCGAUUAUCCUAUUGUCAUGAAACUUGGUAUUCACAUUAUUUAGCUUAAGGGAAAUGUUUGAUUCUGGGGAUAUAGGGCUUAUCUAAUCAUUGUCAACAUGAUUUAGCAUUUCUCUGAAGCAUCACUUAUCAGAAACGAUAUAAUUCUUCUGUACAUACUUUUGUUGUUUGAACUUAUUAGGCUGUGCUCAUUUGUGGAGUAAAUGCAGAACUCCAUGGCAGUUCAGGGUGUGUCCUCUGCCUUUGUAUUGUUACUGAGCAGGCUUUUUACUAAGACAGAAGUAUGUGUGUGUGUGUGUGUGUGUGUGUAUAUAUAUAUAAUGUGUCAUGAUACAUUUUAAAACAGUUUAAUAGGAAAUGUAUUUUGAAAUUCAACGUAAAAUUUGAAAUAUGAAAGAUAUAAAAUUUAUGAAUGCCAAAUCAAGUCUACUUUUUAUUAUUGAAAAUGAACAGUGUAGACAGUAAACGACACAGUUUUAAACGUUUAAUCAUUGAGUGUGGAUCUAGAGCCGAGAAUAUUUUCUGGUCUGUUUUAGUUGUGUGUUGUGUAGUCGGAAUGUUAAUGUUCAGUGCUGCCCUAGUCGAAGAUAGAUAUCUAUCUAUCUAGAUAGAUAGAUAUAAAAUUUAUUUACACAGUGGCCCUCAAGUAUUCACCCCCCAUGGACUUUUCCGCAUUUUAUUGUGUUACAACAUGGAAUCAAAAUGGAUUUAAUUAGGAG